Molecule: messenger RNA, 2220 nt
Organism: Pieris rapae (cabbage white)
Lineage: Eukaryota; Metazoa; Arthropoda; Insecta; Lepidoptera; Pieridae
Gene: Ntan1
Product: protein N-terminal asparagine amidohydrolase
Exons: 10
Coding region: 302-1243 (313 amino acids)
Biological process (GO): ubiquitin-dependent protein catabolic process
Cellular component (GO): nucleus
Molecular function (GO): protein-N-terminal asparagine amidohydrolase activity
Source: RefSeq, a predicted model, not a curated record
UUUCAUUAUUAUGUUCUGAAACAUACAAGUUUAAAUUGCUUUUAUAUUUUUGUUGUUUGGUUAACAUUAACUUAACUUGGUUAUUAACAUUAUCCCGUGUAUAGUUUUUUCUUUCCAUCGGUUUUUUUCUAUAUUUAUUACCAUACUGUGAAUAACAAUUCCGGUGCAUUCGUGUCGUCAUGUAUAAAAGAUAUUUCAACCUCAACUUGCCUGACAGCGGACCUGCUAUUUUAUGAUAUAAAUGUGGCUCAGCGACCUGAAUGAUCUUCCCAUCAACAGCUCCACCAAUUAAACAGGCAGUAUGGUGGUCGUGUUAAAUGGCGUACUCGCCGAUGAGUGCCCGACAUCCGUGCGAGCGUUGUUAGCAGCUCACCCCGGCUACAGAGAUGCUGCAGCCCAGUUGUUGGCGGCGGCAGCCCGCGUGGUCGCACCACCAGGUCUUCUUUAUGUGGGACAGAGAGAGUUGGCAUCGGUUGUACCACAUGACAAAAACGUCACCAUCAUUGGCUCAGAUGAUGCAACAUCAUGUAUUAUUGUAGUCGUGAGGCAUUCAGGGUCUGGAGCAGUAGCAUUGGCUCAUUUAGAUGGCUCUGGUACGGCAGAGGCAGCAGCAGCAAUGGUGGGCAAAGUACAGCAACUGGCUGUGGGGUAUCCCGAAGGAAGGCUGGAAUUGCAGCUAAUUGGUGGCUUCACAGACCCUCAUAGAUAUUCCGACGAAUUGUUUGCUAAUAUUAUGUUAUCAUUCCACCGCUUAACCGAAGAAAUCGACUUGACUCUGGCCUGCUGCUGCGAGUUGAACACGGCCCUCGGCGGAGGGUCACCUUCUCCUCUGGUCACAGGCGUCGGAGUGGAUAUCAGAGCUGGUGACCUCUUCCCGGCCACAUUUCCUGAUAAGGGACCAGAAUUGCCCCUCCGAUGUGCCAGGACCAUUACCGGCGGACCCAAUUCAUCACAAGUACUGGACAUAUACGACAACGCAGUGGGUAUGGUCCGUAUCGGUCCGUUCUCAUAUGACCCUCUGAGGGGCGUGGACCUCUGGCUGGAGCAGGCCGAUGACUUCAUUCUGCAUCACCUUAGCACCACGCCCAACGCGGAGCCACCGCACUUCGUACACAAUAUCCGCGUGACGCUAAAGUUCAUUCAGCAGCAUCCGUUUCCAGCUGUCACGGUGUUCCCCGACAGUCGGCCUCACUACUACCGCCGUGAUGAGCAGUCGGGAUGCUGGAUUCCAGUACGAUUUUAAAUGUAAAACAAUACUACCGAACUCUUAAAUACACUUUGCGUUUGAUUUCCAUUUUAACAUCAGAAUUAAAUUUUAAUAAAAAAUAUUGACACUGUGUUGACAUUUGACAUGUUUGAACAAAUCUUAUGCUAAUCUGUGGAAAGGUAACAUCUUGUUGACAAUGUCUUAUUGACGUACAAAGUUUUUUAUCUUCAAUACGAACAAUGUGUAUAUGUUAUCAUAAUAGUAUAUUAAAAAUAUUAGUUGUAAUUUUUGUAUGCUCUCCAUGGGUUUUUUUGGAAUUAAGCAGAAACCAGAAUCUAUAUCAUUUUAUUAUUGAUUUGUAUUCGUAGAGAAAUCCGUACUAAGUAAUUUAAAUAUUGUAUACAUUUUUCUAUAUAAUAAAACUUAAAAAAACGUGGAUUCUGAAAUUGCUGUCAGUAGAGUAAAAUUUGUAUAAAAGUGUUCAUGAGAAGUAGCACUUUAUAACGCACACACAACACGCAAAUACAAUGCUGGCUUUUAAGUAAAACAUCCUGACUAUACAUGCUUUAGACCCAAAAUCGACGGCGUGAUCUCAUCAGCUACAUGCCUAUUUAAAAAAAAUCCAGUAAUAAUGUAUUAACUAAAGAAAAAAUAAAUAUAUAUGCUUAAUAUUUUUUUCCUCUCUAAAACUGAUAUAUGUCUACUAUGGAAUUAUGGAUGACAAGGGGCAAUCCUUAUUUAGCAUAAAUUUCUUUUAAUAUAAUAAUAAUAAUUUGUAGCCUAAUAUGGCAUUCCAAUGUGAUAAAUAUAGAAGCCAAUAGCAUUUUGUUAUUUAAUAUUGAAUUAACGGUUAGCUCUCUAAGGUUUUGUAUACUUUUUAUAUUUAAAUGUGUGUAUUGAUCUAAUGUCGAGUAGAUUUGGUAUAACAAUAAUUUUUAUGACUACAAAUUAUUCCCCACUGAAAUUUUACUUUGUAAAAUACACUUCCAUACAUAGAGAUGAAGACACAUUUA